This is a messenger RNA of Chara braunii, 2273 nucleotides long. Lineage: Eukaryota; Viridiplantae; Streptophyta; Charophyceae; Charales; Characeae. The record is from the annotation of a GenBank genome assembly.
UACAGGCAGCAGGCCGUCACAUCAUAUUAUUCAGACCCUUUGGAGCGCGCGUGACAUCUGCAAAUCAUGCGGUUCAUCGUCGAGAGCGGGAUGUCGUUCAACUGCACGAAGCUAAAAAACUUCAAACGCAUGUUCACGAUUAAAAUCCCGCCGGGGGUUCCGGGGGCGCCCGCGCCUAGACUUUCCUUCUACCACAUGCUGCGCACGACCCUUUUGGACGAGCUGGAUGAUGAGGUCCAGAAGUGUGUUCGACUGGUGCUUGAUACGUUGAAAGAGACCGGUUGCACAAUCAUGACCGAUGGUUGGACCAACAUCCGUGGUCAGACGUUGUACAACUACCAUGUUGGGACAGAGAUCGGGGUAGCGUAUGUGGCCACCGACGUCAUGCACGGCAAAAAGGACGCGAGUGCCCUCGCGAAUGCAUGGUUGAAAAGGGUGAAGUCCAUGGACAUUGAAUUGAGCGACAUCACAACGUUCGUGUUGGACUCCGCCGGGGUGAACGUCGCGGCGAUGGAGGUAUUCCAAAAAGAUGAGAACGUGAAACACAUCUUUUGGAUUCCUUGCGUCGCCCACAUCAUGGACCUCAUUCUCGAGGACAUCGGCGGGAUUGAUUGGGUGGCUUCCCGCAUUUCUCAAGCGAGGCUGGUUACAUGGUUCUUCAAGCCCCAUGGACAUGCGAGAGAGGUUCUUGAGGCGUACUCGAAGAAGACUCUUCAGCUACCGGCGGAGACGCGUUUCGGCACGAACGUCAUCAUGAUGACGAGGCUGGUAGAACUGUGGGCAGAGUUGACACAGGUUGUGGGCGACGAUCGCUGGCGUGAGACUGUUUGGUCGACCAGCAAGAUCCACAAGGACGCCGCGAAGGCCGUGGAGGACGAGGCGGUCAUGGACCAGCAGCUCGUCAUAGGCACCGGUGCGCUUGCGAAGGUGACCGAGGAGGACUUGAGCCUCGCCAGAGAGAGGAUGCUUGCCGUUUCCCGCAUGGGAGCCGAGCGUCGGGUGGCGGAGUCGGACACGAGGCAACGCAGGGCCGGAGGUCGGGGACGUGGCGGCCGUGGACGAGCAGGUGUGGGAGGACGGACACAUGGCGAUGUGGGUUCUGCUCCUCGGACUCGGCGACAAAGGACGGAUGGUUGCAUUCGCAGGGCCUGCAUGCAUUGGGACGAGGGUGACUUCUUGUUCGACAUCACAUCCCGCGACGAUGACGAUUUCUUUGCGUCGGGAACACAUGCAGCCACGGUCGUUGAUAGAGGUGACGCUGACGACAGAGGCGAUUAUAGAGGUGACGGUGACGCUAGAGGUGAUUCAGCAGGGCCCGGGGGCGGUGAUCAGGGGGGAGAUGGCAGAGGUGGUGAGGGGGGGGGUGAUGGUGGAGGGAGCGGGUGCCGUGGCGACAGGGUUGAGGAGCGUGUGGACGGCGAUGUUCUGCCCGGUGGUCGCAUCGUUUUGCAGCGGUUGAGACGUGGGGGUAGACAGGAUGAGAGUAUUACGUCUCGUGUGCGCAGACGUCGUGUCCACAUUGCAACCGACACGGGGGCAUGUAUCAUGCGGCAGGACCCGGUUGCCGUGUCAGAGGACAAGCUGGGAGAUCCUUCCAACGAGACGCGGCGUGACCCGGUUCACGUAGAGGCGCAAGCCUCGGUGACUGAUGCGAUGGUGACGGAGGAGGAUACUGGGUUCAGGAUCACUCAUCCCCGGUCGCUAGCGCCGGUUGUUGGCACUGAGGAGGAGACGGAGUUCGGAGGACCCGGUCCACUCCGCCAGGCGCAGACUUGGUGCACUCCAGCACGCGCCCCUGUCCACUCCGCAGGAGCGGGUUUGGAGGACGGCAAGGCACAACGUGAGCCGCCUCCUCACACGAGUAACGGCGGUGUAGAGGAUGGAGAGGUUGCACCUACUCCCACUUGUGGACAGGACGGGGAGGACGAACGUCCUCCGACGGGCCACCACGUCGGCCUCGACUGCCCACCCGACAGUCUUCCGUACACCGACGAGUUAUUGACCAUGGAUUUCGCCUUGGCAUUUCUGCCCGAUGUAUCACUAUUGAUAUCUCCCACUUUGGCGGUUGUGGCACCACCGGAGCCUGCUGGAUGAGAUGACGCGCGUCGUGACAGAGGGUUCGACGAGUUCGGCGGCGAUACGAUACUGCAUCCUCCAGAGUCCGGCACUCCCGCCAUUUUUUAUGUCGGUGGACCGUGGGCGGUGGAGCAAGGGUUGACGGAGGAGGUGGCACAGAACCGUCGUGGCGGACCGCCCGUCGCAGCGCAACGUAG